Molecule: messenger RNA, 3882 nt
Organism: Closterium sp. NIES-65
Lineage: Eukaryota; Viridiplantae; Streptophyta; Zygnematophyceae; Desmidiales; Closteriaceae
Source: the annotation of a GenBank genome assembly
AUGGGGUUCCAGUUUAACCACGUGGGCGGGGGGACGAAGACGCGCCGUCCGAUCACGCUGCAGAUGAAGUACAAUCCAGCGUGCGUGGAGCCGCGGUGCUACUUAGUUCUGGAUAAGGAUCAUACUAGCGAACAGGAGAAGACUCUGCAGCAACUACAGGCCUAUAUCGAGUCCGAGAACCAGCGGCUGGAGAAAGACAUGGGGCGAUUCUCGGACCGAGAGGUGGUGGUGCGCGUGGAGUACAAGUACUGCCCCAACCUCACCAUCAUUGAUACGCCUGGACUCAUCUCCGCCGCUCCAUCUGUCACACACACGGCGCUGCAGGAGCAAGCGCGGAUCGUUGAGGCACUAGUGCUGGCGAAGAUGAAGCAGCAGGAGUUUGUGAUACUCUGUCUCGAAGACAGCAGCGACUGGAGCAACGCCACCACGAGGAGGGUCGUGAUGAAGGAGCAAGCCAGAAUUGUUGAGGCACUAGUACUGGCGAAGAUGAAGCAGCAGGAGUUUGUGAUACUGUGUCUCGAAGACAGCAGCGACUGGAGCAACGCGACGACUCGCCGCAUUGUCAUGAAGGUCGACCCGGACCUCUCCCGGACCAUCCUCGUGUCCACCAAGCUCGACACUCGCAUCCCGCAGUUCUCCCGGGCAGCCGACGUGGAAAUGUUUCUCAACCCGCCGCUACCGGAUAUUUCGGCGUCGCGGCUCGCCACGCGGCCGUUUUUCACGUCGGUGCCGUCGGGACGAGUGGGCUCCGGAUCGGAUGCUGUGUUUAUGACUGACGACGAUUUCAGAGAUGCAGUUGCUCGGAGAGAAAUGAGCGACCUUGCAGCGCUAGAGGACAAAAUGGGCCGGCCUCUUUCGGACGACGAACGAGCACGGGUGGGGGUUAGCCAGCUUCGGCUGUUUUUGGAGCAGAUGCUGCAGCAACGGUACCUCGAGAGUGUACCCUAUAUAGUGCCGCUGCUCGAUAAGGAAUACAAGUCUGUCUCCACCAAGCUCUCUGCCACCUCUGCGGAGCUACAGAACCUGAGCGACGGCGAGUUGAGAGAGAAGAGCCGAAACUUCCGCGACAACUUUGUCCGGAAGCUCACAGUUCUGCUCCGUGGCUCCAUUGCUGCUCCGCCGGACAAAUUCGGCGAGACUCUGCAGGAAGAGAGGGCGCGUGGAGGGAUCUUUGUGGGGUCAGACGGCCAGCAGUUUCCACAGAGGCACAUGCCGAACGCCAGCAUGCGCUUGUUUGGAGGGGCGCAGUACCACCGGGCGAUGGCCGAGUACCGGUUUGUGGUGGGUGCAGUGCGGUGCCCUGCGAUAUCGAGGGAGGAGAUCGUGAAUGCGUGCGGUGUGGAGGAUGUGCAUGACGGCACCAACUACUUCAGGACGGCGUGUGUGAUUGCUGUUGCCAAGGCAUGGGACGUGUUCGAGCCGUUCCUUCGACAGACCACUCAAAACUCGUCCCUCCUCCCUUCCCUCCUCCCUUCCCUCCUCCCUUUCGUCAUCCCUUCCCUCCUCUCUCAGCUCGGGUUCCGUCUAUCCCACAUUGUGGGGCGACUGCUCCCCAUCGUGCUGUUCCUACUCAAGAGGGACAACGAGCCCAUGCUGGUGCAUGAAACGUUCAUAGAGCGAGUGCAGGAGUCGUACCACAAGUUCGUCGAUGCAACAGAGCGCUCCUGCAUUGACAAGUGCAUGGAGGAUCUCACCAGCACCACUCGCUUCGUCACAUGGUCUCUGCAUAACAGGUCUCGCUCCGCCCUGCGUUCCUUCUUCGACUCGGCCAUGCCCAACCACGACUCUCCCCUCGUCUCUGCUCCCUCCUUAUGCUCAUCCUUCCUUCACUUGUUUUUUCUUCCACCCCGCUUCCUCCCAUACAAGCUCAAGUUCAAUUGUUUCUUUCUGAUGCCGUUAAUGGACCGGUUUCCUGCACGGCUGAGGGAGGACCUGGAGGCGGUGGCAGGGGGUGGGCUGGAUGCGGUGUUUGAUAUCUCGAGAGUGCGCGGGCAGCUGGAGAGGAGCCGCGGGGAGCUGGAUGAAGAGCUGAGGCGGGUGCAUGCACUUCAGGCCAAGUUCGCCAGUAUUCACCACAGCCUGAGCGUGAUGCCAUCCCAUGCCAUGUCAGCACCAACGGGGUCUCUUUUCAGCUCACAGACUGGAGCGUCGCCGUUGCCCUCCUUCGGGUCGUCAGACGCAGCUCUCCUGCCCUCACGGCAUUUUGCCGACUCGCUCUCAUCGAUGUUGGACGCGCAGAGCCUGGGGACUCCAGGCGCAAGAAAAGGCAGGCUGUACUCUCCUCGGGAGUGGGACGAGCUGCAGCGCUUGUUUGUGUCACUCGCGGCACAGUCACGCAGCAACGGGCAACAUGUCAUAGCGAGUGUGUUCCAGGCAUACUACGGCAUUCAUGGCAGUCUUGGAGGUCGCCUCUUUGAGAUUGCCACGCAGGGGAACAAGGAUGGUCUCAUGCGCUUCCAGGAGUUUGCAGCUAUCAAGGCUGUGUAUGACAAGGGUUCACCUGAUGAAAUUGACCGCAUGUGCUUUCAAGUCAUGGACGUUCUCAAGUCUGGGAAAGUCGACAGGCGAGAGGUUGAAGAGGUGAUUCGCAGUGCUCUCACCACUGUCUUCGGCCCCCAGCACUCCCUUACACUUGCCAUCAUCCAAGCCUUCGUCUCCUCUGCCUUCCCAUCUAUUCCUACAUCUAGUACGUGGACUUCUUUCAGUCACUCCUCCCUCGCUUCCACCGCUCUCCAUCCCUCUUCUGCUCGGUCUUCCACAGCUGCUGCACCGCUUGCUGCAUCAGCAACGGCAACAGCAGCACCAUCGGAGGGAGCAGGGGGAAAGCAGCAGCCAGAGGGGGGGAGGCCAGAGCAAGAAGGGGAGGGCGUAGGUAGGGAUGGUAGUGCGGGUGCCAGUGUUGCUGCUGCUGAUACCAGAGUUUAUGAUGAUGGUGCCAGUGUUGCUGCUGAUGAUGGAAGGGAGUUGUCAUAUCAGGAUGCAAUUCGAUGGUGGACUGCAGUCCCUGCUGUCAAGAAGUUUCUCCGGAGCCUCCUCACCCCUCCAGAUCUUCGUCCGCCGCUACCAACUCUCAUUGCGCCACCUGUCACCGCCAGUGGCUGCCACAUCAGCGAAGAAGCUGGGGAGCAGCAGCAUGAGAGCAGGGAGGACACGUGGCUGCUGCAGAAGGAGCUGACGUGGCACAUAGCUGGUGCACUACAGGAGAAAGAGUGUCGGGAGUGGUGUUUGUUGUACAGCAGCAAACUGCAUGGCCUGAGCUUCAACUCUUUUCUGGGGAAGGUGUCAUCUGUACCGCAUCCAACCGUUCUUGUGGUCCGAGACUCAUCUGGGGCCAUCUUUGGGGCCUUCGCUUCCAAGCCGUGGGAGCGAGGCAGUGCUUUCUACGGUGACAUGCGCUCCAUCCUCUUCUCCUUCCUCCCCACUGCUGCUGUUUUCAAGGCAGCUGGCACCAGCACUAACAUUCAGUGGUGUGCGUCAGGCUUUGCCUCCGAGUCCAUUCCCAAUGGCAUCGGUCUGGGCGGCCAACCGGGUCAUUUCGCCCUUUUCCUCUCGUCGGAUUUCGACUCAGGUCACUCUCGCCCCAGCACCACAUUCAACUCCUCUUCACUCUCUUCAACACCAAACUUCAACAUAGAUGCUGUGGAGUGUUGGGCUGUUAUCAGUGCUUCUCUUUCCGAUAGGAUUUCUGCUGGCGAUGGGGGGAUAGGAGCUGUUGGAUCGUCACGGUCUGGAGUGGGGAGUGGGAGAUCAGACGAUGCUGGUGGUAGUGGGAGAGGGACGGUGCUGGAUAGGUUUGGGAAGGAGCGUGCGAUGCUGGGCAUGAUUGGAAUUGCAACGGCUAGUGAGAACAUAGGCAGGGACAAACCGGAUAGAGAGGGGUGA